AUGUCCGACCAACAAACUCUCAAACCACAAUUCUUUGUGACCCGCCGGAACGGGGCCAUGGUUCCUCUCAUUGCGAUGGAUGAGCUUCCAAUCCAGGUCGAGAUUCGACACGUUCCACGCAACCUCACUGUGUUCGACAUUGCGGGAAUGACAAGUGUUGGUGUCUGUGAAGCCAGACACCAAUAUUACAUCAUUGAAGGAGGGACCAACACCAAGCCAUGGUACCUUGACAGCCUCCAUGCUCCAGAAAAUGGAACAGCUCAUUUCGAACCUUGGGGCGCCAAAUCAGUUGAGCAGCAAGCCCCUACUCCCGUCUCAAGUCCGAACUCAACCUCUGCGUCUUUUUCCCUGCGUCCAAAGGCAUUUGGAAUUGAAGAACCACCAUCAAAUGGCACCGCCCUUGCCUCCUGCAUCUUGUCCAACGCCUCAAUCAAUGGCGAGAGCAAAGUUUCCGAGACCACAGACACUGCCACGGCCUCCGCAAUCAACGGUGCACGCCUCACCCCUAAACGAAUGCCAACAUGGAGAAGAAAUGACAAUGUCCCAGGCACCAAAGAAUACUGCUCUUACUGGAUCCGCCAUGGUGAGUGCGACUACGCCCAGCAAGGCUGCAUGUAUAAGCAUGAGAUACCUUUGGACCUGGAGACGCUCAACCGUAUUGGCCACCGGGAUAUUCCACGCUGGUACCGCGAGAAACACGGCCUAGGCAGCCUUCUCGUUGCUGGUGGGCAAAACGGACCAAGCUAUGGCGUCGCCGAUCGCAAGGCUCUACCAAGAAAUCGGCACAUGGCUGAGGAUGCAAGGCGCAUGAUUCAUCGUCAGGUCGGUCCUUCACCUGGUGGCCGUGGUGGCAGCAUGAAUACAAACGAGAAUCGCAAUGUGGCCAAGGAGAAUGUUCACGAGACCAAGAAAGAAACCGAACGUCAGGAAGGACUUAGCGCACUACCGAUAGAAGAAGAAGAAGAAGAAGAAGAAGAGCAGCGUAAGGCUCUACAAGAAAACGACACCUUCAACAACGGUGAGGAACCAGAUGAUUUGAUGGCGAGGAUCGGAGAAAAGGGACAACAUGGGUGGGAGGAAGAAAAGGCAAAUGCAACCGGUGUCAAUCCCAAAGUCAACAACCAGGCCAACAAGCAAGCUGAUUCUGGCAAGCCAAAGAUUGGUGGAAAGCGCAAUGGAGGGGGAGGACCACGAAAGAAUUACAUGACUUGA
Messenger RNA from Rhinocladiella mackenziei CBS 650.93, 1212 nucleotides. RefSeq lists its product as uncharacterized. Gene Ontology annotation, molecular function: metal ion binding. The coding region runs from base 1 to 1212 and encodes 403 amino acids. The transcript has 2 exons. Lineage: Eukaryota; Fungi; Ascomycota; Eurotiomycetes; Chaetothyriales; Herpotrichiellaceae. The record is from RefSeq and is a predicted model, not a curated record.